Messenger RNA from Acanthoscelides obtectus, 2487 nucleotides. The record is from the annotation of a GenBank genome assembly. NCBI's taxonomy places the organism in Eukaryota, Metazoa, Arthropoda, Insecta, Coleoptera, Chrysomelidae.
CGGGAACCUGAAUACGCCGCAGUUUCUGAUCGACUGAUGCCCUGUGUGAACGGGAUUAUGUUCAUAUCAAAGUUGUUGAUUGCGGCACCGUGUUUAAAAAAGAUGUGUGGACAUUUGUGACUGUUUAAUGUGUUUUUGUGAACCUAUUUUUUCCUGAGAACUGCAGCAAAAUCGGAGCCAACAAUUCGGUAGUGAUUAACCUUUCCAAUCUGCAAAAUAGAUUUUCAUUGUGUAUACGCUAUCGGCACUUCAACAUAUUCAGGAAAAACAACUAAAUAAUAAUAGGAGAAUCAGGGCUUGAAUAGAACGGCUUCCAGAUUAAAAUCUAUGAAGCUUUAUCCUCAAAUCACAACCAACUAGGAUAACUACUUCAAUAGAAGCACUCUUGAAAAAAUGACGAAAUUAGAGUGACAUGUGACCACUAAUCUUGUGCACACCCAAAACAAAACCACCCAUGGUGUAAAAUGGUGGUGGUUCAAGAACGGUCGCUUGUAAUGGCCCAUACGCCGUUAAAGUCUUUCACGAUCAGUUCCAUACUGACGAAUACAAAUAGUAGAAUUGAAGAACCUGAAGAAGAAUGCGAGAAGAAGGAAGAAACGUCUGCGACUGAGGUGAGCGACUGUGAAUCGGAGGACUUGGAUGUCACUGGUACUACCACGCCACCAUUGGAUUGUUCCAAUAAAGGAGAUGACGGAGAGGACGUUGCAAAAGACGGCAAAGAAAAGAAGCCUAACGAGAAGCCCCCAUAUAGCUACAACGCCCUCAUAAUGAUGGCUAUCCGGAACAGCCCCGAAAAGCGGCUCACCUUGAAUGGCAUCUACGAGUACAUCAUGAAAAACUUCCCUUAUUACAAGGACAACAAACAAGGUUGGCAGAACUCCAUCAGGCACAACCUCAGCCUGAACAAGUGCUUUGUGAAAGUGCCUAGACAUUACGAUGAUCCGGGCAAAGGUAACUACUGGAUGCUAGAUCCUUCUGCAGAAGACGUAUUUAUUGGUGGCACCACAGGCAAGCUCAGGAGGAGAUCCACAGCAGCUACCAGGUCCAGGUUGGCAGCUUUUAAAAGAACGUUGUCCAUGUACAAUCCUUUGCAGCCCUAUUCUCCUUUCUACCCUCCCUCCCCCGCGCUUCUAGCAGCGGCUUACUCCCGCUACAACCCUUACAUUCACGCCCCCGCAGGUUCUAUAAUCCCUCGACCAUUGCCUCUACAACCCCAACCAAAUCAUCACCCAAUGGACUUGUCAUCUUCUUCGUUAUUCCGACCUCCUCAUCCAUUGUUGGAGAUGUACAGCAAUUUGAGGUUAGGUGUGCCUCUGCAGUAUCCUCUUCAAAUGCCUGUGCCCGGAUUGAGUGUUCCACAAGGACAUAAUUUACCUUCUGCUAGUGCAACGAGUAGUCGGACUAUGGAGGAAGGGCUACUGAAGCCAGUGACUGUUAUAACUAGGAAUAGUUAAUGAACAAAUAUAGAUGUGAGGCUGGAUUAUGAGUACCGUUUUAUAAAACAAUGGGAGAAUUGGUUACAAUGUUCGAAAUGAUCAUUUUUGGUUAGCAAUUUCCAUCUGAAAAUUGCUAACCAAAAAGAGAUUUAGAUGUUAACUUUCCAUCUAAUUUCAUACCUGAUGAUGCUUUUUGCUUUCAAUUCUUGAUUGAAUUUGACCGUACUUUCUGCUCUUAUGUAUUGGCUUUGGUUAUUUUACUUACUGAAUUGCAAAACUUUUGAUACAUCUAAAGAGUACGUAGUUAUUUAUAGGUGCUGAAUGGUUGGUACGAAGAGCCCAUUUAUGCAGGCGAUUUGUAUACAGCGGCAACGUCGUACGAAAAGUUUUUCAUUCCUUAUGGCGCGAUUUCUUGACUAUUUCCCGCGAUUUUGGUUAGUAACGCUAACAAAAGAUUUCAGACUAAUAGAUGUCAAACUGAUAGUCGCGCGACAUGUUAUGGUAAUUGCGCGGUCAGAAAUGCCUCCUUGAUUUUCAUAGUCUUUUCUGCAGAAAUGCUUUCCAUAUUUAUACUGUUCCGAGUCAGCGUCUGUGAGGCUAUGCUUUGUUUUUGAAUUGCUGGAAAUUUCAGGCUAAUAUACUUAACAUGAUAUGAAUCAAAAGUACGAACAAUUUGAUGCAAAUAGAUAUUUGUAACAUAACCUCAAAGUAGAGCGCUGACACAGAACAAUUGAAAACUAUGAAAAUCAAUGAGGCCAUAAAGGCGUCCUGCAAAUGUAGGAACGAAUGACGAUACGACCUUAAGUCGCACGUCUUUGUAGUAAAACAAUCGCGUGCAUAAAUGUGUUCUACUUGUAUAGGUUUUGUUCCACGCCGAGAUAGCGACGGAAGACAGUGACCAAGCCUUAGACCGAUUAGUGAGACUAGUGCACAGAUAAUUAGAUACACUGGUUAGACUGGUAGCAUAGCAUCGAUACAGGAAAUCGGCCCCUGUCACUGUAAGACUCAAAUUCAAAUGUAGAAUGUAUGAAAAAGCAAUGAGUGGCUUAAU